Penaeus indicus is the source of this 1125-nucleotide messenger RNA. Its product is annotated as venom allergen 5-like. Bases 1 to 1125 code for a protein of 374 amino acids. Gene Ontology annotation, cellular component: extracellular region. NCBI's taxonomy places the organism in Eukaryota, Metazoa, Arthropoda, Malacostraca, Decapoda, Penaeidae. The record is from RefSeq and is a predicted model, not a curated record. The transcript has 9 exons.
AUGCCACGACCCGGGGUAGUGGCGGUGAUCACACUGACAGUGCUGGCGAUGGCGACUUUCUGUGCAUGUUCGAGGACGCGCAGAUAUGAACGGUUGAGUCGCGGCGUCAAGCUGUUUCCGGAACAAGUGGGGAAAAUGGUUCAUGUGGCAAAUGAACUGCAGUGCGCGAUCGCCGCCGCGCAGAGAGACCUGGAGGUGUUCGGCGCCCACAUGUCUGCGGGCGGCGCGGAGUGCGCUCUCGCCGCCCCGGGCAUCUCGGGGCCCCUAGACCUCGAGACCGUUCCGGACCCUUCCUUCAGCGUGUGGAUCGCGCAGGGCUUCUAUGCAGUGGAGACAACGACAACCACGUCUACCUCUACGACCACCACCGGACCUACUACCACAACAGGGCCGACCACCUCGCCCUCGCCGUGGGCUCUUCUCGACCCCGGCCACUCCAUGAUCCUCCCAGAAAACCCGAACUGUGUGGACCUGAAGGGCGGAAUCACCCAGACAGAGAUAUCCGACAUUCUUUCCGCCCACAACAACUAUCGUGCGCAGGUGGCCAGGGGCGAGGAGUCCAGGGGGAACCCGGGGCCGCAACCCAACGCUACCAACAUUCGCGAAAUAGUCUGGAGUGCCGAACUGGCCAUGAUUGCACAGGCUUGGGCUGCGCAGUGUCCAACCAUGAAUGACUGCCAGACCUGCCGCAUAACUUCCACCUACAACUACGUGGGGCAGAACAUGUUCACGUCCUAUUCUUUCGAUUCCAAUCCGGCAUGGAAUGCAGCAGUAACGAAGUGGUAUGAUAACGUAGUCGAUUUCCCCAACACAUACGUAUCGUCAUUCGCAAGCGCCGGCAUGGCAGGAGGUUACACACAAGUUCUGUAUCGACAGCAUCAUAAGGGUAAAGAUAAGACUCUCAAUGGACCCGAAAUUUUCGUCUGCACGGUGGUAUGGGCCGAGACUCUGGAGGUGGGCUGUGGAGGGGUGCAUAUCCAAGGCUCUAUGUAUAUUGAGAAGUACUACGUGUGCAACUACGGCCCUUCUGGAAACUUCAUGGGCUGGCCUGUGUAUGAGGCCGGUGCCACUGCUUCUGCCUGCCCUGCGGGAACAUCCAGUACUUAUCCUGAUCUUUGCGCAUAG